Molecule: messenger RNA, 1727 nt
Organism: Alternaria rosae
Lineage: Eukaryota; Fungi; Ascomycota; Dothideomycetes; Pleosporales; Pleosporaceae
Exons: 3
Coding region: 174-1631 (485 amino acids)
Biological process (GO): positive regulation of transcription by RNA polymerase II
Cellular component (GO): nucleus
Molecular function (GO): zinc ion binding; DNA-binding transcription factor activity, RNA polymerase II-specific; transcription cis-regulatory region binding
Source: RefSeq, a predicted model, not a curated record
CUUCACUAAGCCGCACGCGUUGCAGACAUGUCAAACCUGUAAGCAUAGUAGAACUUCCGUGAAUACUCGUGCACUUAGGCCAGUGUUGAUGAAAUCCUGCGACGGCUGUGGGCCUACGUUGUGGCCGAUCUGCGAAGUUGCCAAACCAAUUGAUCCGAGAAAUAGGCAAAAAGAUGCCCGCAGCAGCAACUACGCAGAGAGACCGGGGCUGUUUCCAGUGCUCGCGCCGUAGGAUUGUCUGCGAUAAGACCGAGCCAUCAUGCCUCAAAUGUGCGAAGAAGAGCAUUGAGUGCUCUGGGCUCGGCAGGAUUCGAUUUGCUGAAGGAGUGGCUAGAAGAGGUCGGCUCAAGGGUUGCAAGGUCCCCAGCGCUGGAGGAGAUGAUGGGUGCCAGAGGUCAUCAAUUACUACCGGGUUACAAGCAGUGCUAGUCUGGCCAGGCGAAGAAAGAGCUAAGCAGAGGAAACGCGAUGCGAUUGAAAGCACCAAUGCGAAAGAACCAACAAGAUCAAUGUCCGAUGCACACCAAGAACCAGCACACGACGGAAUUCCAAGAUCACUGUCUUUAGAGCCCGCCAGGAACGAUGAGGAAGACAACACUGGCGUGGAAGACAUCCGCCGGAGUUACGAUUUAGUUGUGACUGCGCGUCCCCAUCACUACAAUGUUGUUCCUUGGAUCGCACCCAUAGCGCCAACAUUACGGAUGCUCUUCUCGUAUUUCUCCGAUGUCGUCGCCCCAGUCAUGGUCGCACUUGACGACGAUACGAAUGGCUACCGAUCUCUAGUCCUUCCAAUGGCAGUCGAAGAUGAUGUUCUGGGUCAGGCGGUGAGUGUUGUCGCCGCGCAACAUCUCAGUCGUCAGCGACCCGAACUCCGAAAAGCAGCUGAGGCGAGACAUGCCGCCAUUAUCUCGCGCUUGCGCAGCGACUCUUUGCAGCAGUCUGCGGAUAAGGUUUUUAACAAGUCCACGUGGGCUACUCUGAUCGUACUUCUGGUUGGUGAGACGGUGACCGGGAGUGAGGAUUAUGGCUUCCUCAUCCAGAUGCUGCUCAGCUUGUCCGUGAACAAUCCUGGCCGAGACGCCGAUCCCGUCUUAUCAAAAUUCUUACAAGCGCAGACUUACAUGUUUGAGCUGCUUGGCGUACCCUUGCUCGGUGAGGAGGCGGGUUUGCUCACGACAAUGAAAGCUUCCGAGUCUUUGAUGUGGUGGCUAUCAUAUCCGCAUCUCCCAGAGGACAGCGAAGAUCGACGCCUUGCGGAUCUGAUACGGCAAUGUUUCGUUUCCGCAUGUGACAUUUACAUGCGAUGCGCAGCCAACGUCGAUACAAUCCCAAGCUUCCAUGACACGAUACAAGCACACAUGAUCCAGCAGCUCAUCGGUGUGAUGUCACAAAUCCUCCCUGACGCGCGUGGCGCUCACGCGCUUGUCUGGGUGUGCUUUGUUGCUGGAGCAGCUUCGACUGAUCGGAGUCAAAGGGACUUUUUCGUGCACCGCAUGGAAUCAAUCUACGCACGUACGCAGUUUCGAAAUAUUCCUACUGCAAUACAGGGCCUGCAAAAUGUAUGGGCGCGUGGGUACGGGAAACGGUGGACCGUCUGUCUUCCUCAGUUGUCGAAUGUGCUAGUCAUGUAAGGCAUAUGCCUAAGAAUCUAUGUUCUUACAUGCAACAAGUUCUUACUACGACGACGAACACACUACUACAUCUGCUGUAGGCUAUCAUGCCUACCU